UGCAUGUGGGCAACUUUACGAUUCCGGCCGUUAGGUGGAGAAUUUAAGAUCCACAUCGUAGACAUAAUAUAUCAACACCUACGGUAUUCGUGAGAGAAUUGUUCUAAAACUAUGGCAGCCUUCAUUCUUCGAAGGGUUAAUCAUAAUAUGAUAAGAACAUUUAGUACAUGUGUUCCACUCGGGAUAAGAAAUGCAUCACUGCGGAGACCUUUGGCUCAAGUGGAACCGCUUUCUAGAAUGUAUGCUCGAAACUUAUCCGUAGUACCAAGAGUAGCUAAAGGUCAGAAAAAACAGAAUGAAACGCAAGUUGGUAAGGAAGCCUACAAUAAAGUUAAUGAGGCAAGUAGUGCUGAAGACCUCCUAGAUGUGGUGAGCAAACAUCAGUUGGAUGGCAAUGUCUCUGCAUUUGCUGUUAGCCAGUUGAAUCGUUACUGUAAUAAUAAGGAAAUGUCGCGUGAGGAUGUACGUAAUGAUCCACGAUUUGAACAGUUGUGCCAGGUGAUCGAACAGAAAGUAAUAUACUUGUCCCCCAGUAGUCUUGUCGCAUCACUACGAAAUUUAACUUACCUCGGUGUGAAAAGCGGGGAACAUCUAAUUCAAUCGCUUGAACUUGAAAUCAGAUUUCGGUUACGAAAGUUGUCCUUCCAGCAGCUGACUUCGUUGGCAGUGUUUUAUGUUAAUUUCUGUAAAAAUGAGUCACAGCAAGGCCUGAUGGAUGAGAUAAAUAAAAUGCUGGAGUUACGCUGGACUGAGAUUGACAGCGCGUGGACACUUUUACAAUUGAUGGAACGUGUGGCUCACUCCUCACCGUUGUUGAUGGAGAAACUAGAAGACAAAGCAUUACAGAUGGCGGAAAGUAUGGAAUCAGAGGACAUGAGUAGAGUCGCACUAGCCUUAUCAAAGUCCAACCGAAGGACACUACCUCUGCUAAGAGCCCUAGCUUACCACGUGCUUCACCGUCAUAAGGAGCUAGGCCUUCAAACCAUGUGGAAUUUCACCUAUGCUUUCGCUAAACUAAACUUCUAUCACUCGCAGCUAAUGGAAAAAAUUCAGGGAGAACUGCUGCAAAAAGUGCCAGACUCGACCCCAUAUAUGAUAGCUACCUUUGCAUGGGCUUUCUCUUAUAAUAAAUACCUUGAUAAACCGCUAUUUGAUGCUAUGUCGCAGUAUAUAGUAUCAAAUAUUUCUCACUUCAAGCAGCUUAGAAUAUGUAGCAUUAUUAUUUCAUAUGCAAGACUCAACUACCAACCCAGUGGUGACUUUUUUGAGAAGCUAUUGACUGACUUUGAUUUCAGUGCUCUCAGUAGUGAUAAACUGGUGGAUGUUGUGUGGUCUUUGGUUAUAUUACAACAAGCAUCUGCCGAGUUUAUUAGCCAUGUACUUGCAUCUCAGCAUCUUGAGAAACUACCGGAUGGGACUUCUUAUCAGAUACAGAUGACCAGACAAAAGCUUUUACACAUCAAUACCGCGGCUAAACUAGAACAGCCAGACUAUACUGGUCCAUUUCUACCAGAUGAUUUUAUGAAGCCAGCUGACAGUUUGAUUAACCCUGGCAGAGAAAAUGAGUCAUUGUCCCCUUCACUGAAUGCGGUAAUGCAGUCAUUGGCCAAGGCUAUAGGUGGUGACAAGUACAUAAGAACUAAUGUAUUCACGCCAUAUGGGUACACUAUUGAUGCCGAAUUCUUGGUGGAUUCUAAGCUUACACCGCUACCGAUAAAUGAUUACAAAACAUUCUAUCUGCCCGAGGACGACACAAAACAGGAAGUACCAGAAGAUGCAUACAGAAUUGCUGUGAUUAAUUGGGAGUACAACAAAUAUUGUCAAAACAGUAAACAGUUACUUGGGAGAUAUACCAUGACAAAACGUCACCUUAUAGUCACCACUACUGGUAAAGUCACCAAUACUGGUAAAUUAGUAAUGUCACCACUACUGGUUCCUUACUAUGAAUGGAAUGACUUGAAAUCAGAUUGGCAGAAGACUGCAUACAUUAAAGAAAAGUUACAGAAAACAGUUAAAAGUGAUGCUUAGAUACCUAUUGCUUUUUGUCAGUUCCAUAAUAAAAUGUAAAUUUAUUAAUAAAUGUUUGCAUGAAGUCCAAAAACCUGGCGAGUACAGGUAUUAAAAGUUCUGUUUGUUUGUCCUGUGCGAUUUUCGAACUUGGUACAAAGACGUGCGUGAUUGGGCCAAACAGGUAAUUUGUCAUUGAUAAAAUAAAAUUUGCAAUCAGUAAUUUUAAAAUCCAAAAACUUGUAAUACAUGUUUGACUUCAUUAAAACUCAUAUAUUGAGUUGCUGUUGUGAAGCAUGUCAGUACCCCCCCCUGAUCUUGGCACGUCAGAACUUACAAUGAAUUGCAGUGAUUGAAGAAAAUGGAACAAUAUUCCAUACUUAGAAUAUUUAUAAGAUUUGAGUUUGAAACCUUGUAACCAAUUUCUGCCUGCUUUGUUUCUUAAUCUGUACUAAGUGCAAAUAUUGAUAUAGGCUCUUCGUUAAAAUCUGCUGUCGUUUGUGUAAAUUAAAUAAACAAAUAUUUUCAUGAACUCAA
This is a messenger RNA of Saccoglossus kowalevskii, 2544 nucleotides long. Its product is annotated as FAST kinase domain-containing protein 4-like. Lineage: Eukaryota; Metazoa; Hemichordata; Enteropneusta; Harrimaniidae. Gene Ontology annotation, cellular component: ribonucleoprotein granule; mitochondrial matrix. Gene Ontology annotation, molecular function: RNA binding. The record is from RefSeq and is a predicted model, not a curated record. Gene Ontology annotation, biological process: regulation of mitochondrial mRNA stability; mitochondrial RNA processing.